Tribolium madens (black flour beetle) is the source of this 985-nucleotide messenger RNA. RefSeq names its product eukaryotic translation initiation factor 6-like. Gene Ontology annotation, molecular function: ribosomal large subunit binding. Gene Ontology annotation, cellular component: cytosol; preribosome, large subunit precursor; nucleolus. The record is from RefSeq and is a predicted model, not a curated record. Lineage: Eukaryota; Metazoa; Arthropoda; Insecta; Coleoptera; Tenebrionidae. The transcript has 5 exons. Bases 100 to 837 code for a protein of 245 amino acids. Gene Ontology annotation, biological process: cytosolic ribosome assembly; assembly of large subunit precursor of preribosome; ribosomal subunit export from nucleus.
CACCAACACCUCGCAAAAAAUCCCUAGGUUUUGACGCAUUCGUUUAUUUUGAGGUUAAAUGAUCAUUGUUGAAUAAAUUUAAAAAAGUUGUAUUGCACAAUGGCAUUCCGUGUCCAGUUUGAAAAUAACAACGAAAUUGGUGUUUUUGCAAAGUUGACUAACGCAUACUGUUUGGUUGCUAUUGGCGGGUCUGAAAAUUUUUACAGUACAUUUGAGGGAGACUUUGCUGAUACGAUACCGGUGGUGCAUGCCUCGCUGGCAGGAUGCAGGAUAAUAGGUCGGAUGUGUGUCGGAAAUAAGAACGGUUUGUUGGUUCCAAACACGACAUCUGAUACAGAAUUGCAACACAUAAGAAAUGCUCUUCCUGAUUCGGUUAAAGUUCAACGUGUGGAAGAAAGAUUGUCCGCUUUAGGCAAUGUCGUAGCUUGCAAUGACUAUGUGGCUCUUGUUCAUCCAGAUUUAGAUAGGGAAACUGAAGAAAUUAUCGCAGACACUUUGAAGGUGGAAGUUUUUAGGCAAACGGUGGCUAACAAUGUUCUGGUGGGCUCGUACUGUGUUUUGAGUAACCAAGGGGGGUUGGUGCAUCCAAAUACAAGUGUGGUGGAUCUUGAAGAGUUGUCAUCUCUUUUGCAAGUCCCCUUGGUGGCAGGGACAGUUAACAGAGGUAGUGAAGUAGUUGGGGCUGGAUUGGUUGUAAAUGACUGGACUGCUUUUGCUGGUAUGGAUACAACUUCUACUGAGUUGUCAGUAAUUGAGUCAGUGUUUAAAUUGAGUGGAGCUGUACCUUCUUCAAUCACAUCGAAGAUGAGGGCUAGCAUCAUUGAGAGCAUGUCGUAAAUUAAAGAGGAUGAUUCUUCACUAAAAGUAAAUGUUGCAGACAAAUAAUACGAGUAUGAUGUAAAAAAUUCAUGUGAUACGCACUAUUCUCAGUUUAUGAAAUGUUGCAAAAAUGUAUAUCAAUAAUUUAAUAAACAAUUUUCUAGUA